AUGGACGAUAAUCAUUUUGCAUGGAUCCUAUGGUAUAUAUGGAAAGGAAGGAACAAUAAGGUCUUUAGCAAUUUGGAUAUUGAUCCCCGUGAUACCCUCAAGUUGGCGGAAACAGAAUCGGCCCUCUGGGCUGAGGCGCAAAUUAAAAAUGAACAGGGAUCUGAUCAGACCCGAUUGGUAGUGAAUGCGACAUUGCCCACUAUCUCCGGUAGAUGGUGUUUCACGGAUGGUUCAUGGAAGGAAAAUGAUCGGUUUUCGGGACAAGGAUGGUGUAGUACUCUAGAAAGUUUUGACAGUUUGAUGGGAGCAAGGAAUACUAGAGCGGGUCAAUCCCCACUGCACUCGGAGAUAGAGGCGCUCAUAUGGGCAAUGGAAUGUAUGAGGAACUUAAGACAAUAUAAUGUUACUUUUGCGACAGAUUGUUCUCAGUUGGUGAAGAUGGUUUCUGAACCCGAAGAAUGGCCCGCAUUUGCAAGUUAUUUGGAAGAUAUCAAGAUCCUGCAAAGAAGUUUCCACAGCUCAGAGCUCAUCCAUAUACGAAGGACGCUAAACACAAGGGCAGAUAGUCUAGCACGCAGUGCAAGAAAGCAACUCUUGUUUGUAGUCCACAUGGAUGCGGAGCUACCAGUUUGGUUCACAGAGUCUAUAUGA
This is a messenger RNA of Brassica napus (rape), 651 nucleotides long. RefSeq lists its product as uncharacterized. The record is from RefSeq and is a predicted model, not a curated record. Gene Ontology annotation, molecular function: RNA-DNA hybrid ribonuclease activity; nucleic acid binding. NCBI's taxonomy places the organism in Eukaryota, Viridiplantae, Streptophyta, Magnoliopsida, Brassicales, Brassicaceae. The transcript has a single exon. The coding region runs from base 1 to 651 and encodes 216 amino acids.